AUGGGCAGCACCGAAUCGAGCGAAGCUGCCAAAGAUGCAUCGCGUCAGAGGGGCAAGCGGGCUGCUGAAAAAAACGACCAGACGCUUGAUACCAAGCAGUCAACGUCUAAGACGAAGCAGCCAGCACGUAAUACUGGACAGCCCGUGAAAAAAAACAAGGAGGGAUCGACGUUCAUGGCCUCAGUCGCGACAAACCGCAUGACAGCUGCAAUAACAACCGGCCCCGACGACUGCACCGCUACGACCGUCGUAACCCGUCCCAAUGGCUCAAAAAUAAUGAUCCCCGAGAUCAUUGCCACUAAGGAUAAGGGGGUUGACGUAAAACAGCAGAGAAUGAGCCCCACGGCAGUGGCAGCGGCCCAUGCCGUGACCGACUUUGAAAGCGUUAGCGAGGAGAAGGCUACACCGAGUUUUGCAGAGCUUGCGUGGCACGCCUGGAGUGCCUGCGCCACGAUGGCUGCCAUGGGAUCCAAAGAAGCGGCUGAAGAAAUGCUCUGCGCUCUGAGUGACAGCACUGGCGUGCUCUUUACGAGUACCGUUGUAACGCCUCCAGCUGGCGCGAUGAUGGCGAGUCCAGACAUUGUGAAGGAGUGGAAAAAAGAAGACUACAUAAAGCUAAUGCCUGCUUUUCUAAAGUACGUGACAAACCAUGGCCGCCGUAUUGAAUCGCUGAGUGCGGUAGAACUGUUCAUACUCGCCCGUGCAUUUUGUCGCUUCCGAGUAAUAAAAUACGAAGUAGAAGAAAACGAGAAAAGUUUGGCAGAGCGUGUAUUGGCCAUUGAAACUCGUCGCUCAAAGGAGCGCAAAGUGGCGUGGGAGCUCACCCGCGCCUUUACGCUCUUUUAUCCCCAGUACCCGAUUCGAAGCUGCGGGCUACGCUUUCGUACGACAAAUGCGGUACUGAUGGACAAGGCUCACAUUGAACAUGAAGCCGCGUUUGAAUUCAUCUCGAUCAAUCGCUGCUUGUCAAAAUGGCUUAAAAAAAUUAUUGUCAUCUCACUUCUGCGUGACUCAUCUGAGGACUGCACUCGUGCAAGCAGUAAUAUUGUGCUUGUAAAUGGAGAAGUUGUGCAUUGUGGGUCUUGGGAAGAAGUUUUCAAGCACUUGCAAGACCGAGGUGUACAAUGCUCGUCCCAAAAGGACGUGUUUAUGUGUUUAAGUGACAAGAAAACAAAUGCAGCCCUAGUUGAUCUAGAAAAUGGCACAACGAAGUCAGUGUCAAUUCUAAAACUAGCCGAUGAGCUAGUCUUGUCCGCUAAAUCACCAAUUGUCGAAACCCAAGCGGGAGACGAGGACCAUUUUAUCAAUGUUAACAAAUUUUGUUCCACACAAUCUAGACCGAUGUCAUCGGAAGAUAAAACGGCAGUAAAAAAGGGUGCUUUCAUGUACGCGGUUGACUUGUCCGCGAAAAGGGAAUAUAAAAGAGAUGAUGAAGAAGAUUUUGAUGCUGGAAACUGGCUCAUGUCAUGGUUCGAGCAUCAAAUUGACAGUACACCGCUCACAACAAAAGCAGCAGCUCGAAAACUCAUUGCCACCUGGGCAGCCGUACACAUGGGUCCAUCGGCGUACGCACGAGUACGAUCAAAGAGACAUCUCGUUCAGCUGAGCUCGGUACUGUAA
This is a messenger RNA of Plasmopara halstedii, 1620 nucleotides long. RefSeq names its product ATP-BINDING CASSETTE TRANSPORTER. The coding region runs from base 1 to 1620 and encodes 539 amino acids. The transcript is spliced from 2 exons. The record is from RefSeq and is a predicted model, not a curated record. Lineage: Eukaryota; Oomycota; Peronosporomycetes; Peronosporales; Peronosporaceae.